AACGGACCGACCGGCACAACGGCUCAUUCAACGAAUAAUGACAUUUUAAUUCUACAUUUAACUAAAUCUCGUUGUUCUUACUGACAAAAAUAAACUUCGUGUUAUGUAUGAGACUUAUAUUUGUACAGAAGGAGUGGGAUCUGGACAUUAACGCGUUCAUAUUUGGUCCAAUAUGGCGGCGCCAGUUGUGCGGUUCACCACAGACUGAUAUUUGGGAAACAUUUCAACAGAGAUAAUGUUACUAACAGCUGCUCGGUUGUCCAAAGUGCUGCAGCUCACCCUGGCGGUCAUCAAACCAGAUGCUGUAGCUCAUCCUCUAAUGUUACAGGCUCUUCACCAGAAAAUCCUGGAAAAUGACUUUGCAAUUAUUAGAUGCAAAGAUCUUGUGUGGAGGAAACAGGACUCUGAGAGGUUUUAUGCUGAACAUUCAGGAAGGUUCUUCUAUCAAAGACUUGUUGAAUUCAUGUCAAGUGGUCAAAUGCGGGCAUAUAUUUUAGCCCGAGAUGACGCCAUACGACACUGGAGAGAACUGAUGGGACCAACUAAAGUGUUCAGGGCCAGAUACACCUCCCCUUCUUCUAUCAGAGGCCAGUUUGGCCUCACAGACACAAGAAACACAACUCACGGCUCAGAUUCAGUUGAAUCGGCUCAAAGAGAGAUUGCUUUCUUCUUCCCUGAUUUCUGUGUGGAGGAAUGGAUGCAGAAGGAGGAGCCGUUGUUCAGAGGAGGACAGAUCCAGUACGACCAUCAGAAACAGAUCCACACACUUUCAGCACCAAGCUGACCCCAGAGCAGCUCUAACAGUUACUGAUCAAACAAAUAUGCAAUAUGUAAUGUGUGUCUGUUCACCUCAAUUCCUCAAAGUGCCACUAUGUUCAUCCAGUGUAAUUAUUAAAACACGGACAUGCCACAAUGAAUUAAUGUCAUGUAAGACUGUAAACAUUUUGUUUACUUUAUUCUCAUUAGAAAACACAUGGAAUAAAUGUAUAAGAAACACUGUAUUAUACAAAACAACACCAUGUAGCGAGGCCGUGUUUCCAGUUCAACUCCAACUCUCCUCCAGGCUUCACUGUAAAUAGUGCAAUCAGUAUCAUCAGAUUCUGUUUCCUGAGCCUAACUCUUUUUUUUUUUUUCUUUUUUAAAGCAGCAGCAGCUAUGUGUUUAACAUUAGACCAGAACUAAAGUAAAUUUUUUUUUGUCUUGACCAUAUUAAUUAAAAUGUUAGUAUAUUUUAGAUUCUUACUCAUGAAAUCUUAAUGUGCCACAUUUCAAAACUAUGAUGUACAUCCUAUGCUUUCUUAAUUUAUUUUAUCUGAUAAUGUUUUUUGCUGUAAAAUUAAGAAUUUCUCUGAUCUAUAGUUUCACAUGUCAAAAUAGAGCGAAACACUGUAACAGGCACCAUAAAAAUACAUCUUACAGAGUUAAAUACAAUACAGGCUAGUUCAACUUGGAAAAUGAAGAAAUGAGCCACAUCUUUCAGUUUGACGACCUAAGUUUUAGUUCGGUUUAAAGUCUCAGGAAAGUUGGACCUUCGUGUGCUUUCAUCACCCGAGUUGUCCUCACAAAAACACAUUCAGUUUAUUUGAGUCACAUCAUCGUGUGACUUUGGCUUCUUCCACGCUCACCUGCGCUCAAGUGUUCUGCGCCGUCACCUGUUUGAGCGCCUCCACAGGUUUCAUGACCUCGUAUGUGGUGAGUGACUUCUUGACCUUGCCGUUUUUGUCCACCUGAUGGAUGCUCUGUGUCACUGUGAUGGUCACUUGCUUAGUGGACAUCCGAUUGUCCUGCCAUUUUGUCUGUUAAUUCAGAAGAAUAAAACAUGGAACUAAAUGAA
This is a messenger RNA of Sphaeramia orbicularis (orbiculate cardinalfish), 1834 nucleotides long. RefSeq names its product NME/NM23 nucleoside diphosphate kinase 6 (gene nme6). The record is from RefSeq and is a predicted model, not a curated record. Gene Ontology annotation, cellular component: mitochondrion. Gene Ontology annotation, biological process: negative regulation of mitotic nuclear division; UTP biosynthetic process; CTP biosynthetic process. Bases 236 to 784 code for a protein of 182 amino acids. The transcript has 6 exons. Gene Ontology annotation, molecular function: nucleoside diphosphate kinase activity. Lineage: Eukaryota; Metazoa; Chordata; Actinopteri; Kurtiformes; Apogonidae.